Lytechinus variegatus (green sea urchin) is the source of this 6219-nucleotide messenger RNA. RefSeq names its product medium-chain acyl-CoA ligase ACSF2, mitochondrial-like. NCBI's taxonomy places the organism in Eukaryota, Metazoa, Echinodermata, Echinoidea, Temnopleuroida, Toxopneustidae. The record is from RefSeq and is a predicted model, not a curated record. Gene Ontology annotation, molecular function: medium-chain fatty acid-CoA ligase activity. Bases 209 to 2041 code for a protein of 610 amino acids. Gene Ontology annotation, biological process: fatty acid metabolic process. The transcript has 13 exons.
UAUGCCGCAAGCGAGCAGCAAAUUUAGUGUAAUGAAUGUGACUCUGAGUGGUGGCUGUCGAAUGGUUAACUGUCAUUUUUUUAAAGCUUCUCAUUAGUUUAUAUUUGAUGACCAUUUGAAAAAAGCUGCAGGAACAUUUUCACAAAUACGUACUUUUGAUAUUAAUCUCAUUCGAUUGAGCUGACAAACUUCAGAAAUCCGAACAAUAAUGCUAAGAUUGCGGACUUUCGUACCACUCGGGAGGCGUGGCUCCGCUGCCGGUCUUUCCUCCACCACCAACAGUUCUUCCCCACGCCGAACCCCAAGGCGUGAUUGUUAUCGUCUUCCCGUUGCACCGACAGGCCGCUUUCUUACUACCAGUUGCAUCCACAAUCAAAGCUACCGUCAGGCCGAUCCCACCUACCCUCUCCUAGGAAAGACCAUUGGUCAGGUUGUAGAUGAUACGACAGAAAAGUUUCCUGACAGAGAGUAUGUUGUCUUCUCAAGAGACAAAGUUAGGAGGACAUUUUCACAGUUUAGAGAAGAAUGUGACCAACUAGCAGCUGGAUUGCUAGCGAUUGGAAUUGAGAAAGAUGACUGCGUUGGUAUCUGGGGACCGAGCACGCUUGAAUGGGUCCUCACACAGUUUGCCACUGCCAGGAUAGGUGCCAUUCUCGUCAACAUCAACCCAGCUUACCGCCAAAAUGAACUGGAAUACGCCAUGAAGAAGGUUGGUGUGAAGGCUAUUGUGGCGGCACAGUCAUUCAAAACGCAGAACUAUUAUGAAAUGUUGAAUGGAAUCUGCCCGGAACUGACAACAGCAACACCAGGGAAUAUAAAGAGUGAAAAUCUUCUAAUGUUAAAAUCUGUGAUCAUGAUGGGCCAAGGGAAAUUCCCAGGUGCGUUCAACUUUGAUGAUGUGAUGGACAUGGGAAAAGAUAAUCAUUUUCACAUCAUAGAUAAGAUGAAAUCUGCUCUGCAAUUUGACCAGCCAGUCAAUAUCCAGUUUACAUCAGGAACCACUGGCAACCCCAAAGGAGCAACUCUUACUCAUCAUAAUAUAGUGAACAAUAGCUACUUUAUUGGUUCCAUCUUGAAAUAUCAUGAAAAGGAGCAUCGGAUAGGAGUGCCGGUCCCCCUGUACCAUUGUUUUGGGAUGGUAGGAGGAUCUCUCUGUGCCAUGGUUCAUGGUAAUACUUGUGUGUUCUCUUCCCCCAGCUUUGAACCUGAAGCUAGUCUGAGAGGCAUCCAAGAAGAAAAGGUAACAUCACAGUAUGGCACCCCCACCAUGUUCAUCGACAUGUUGAACCAUCCAAACUUCAGCCAAUACGACAUGAGUAGCCUCUCAACCGGGAUCAUGGCCGGAUCUCCAUGCCCCAUAGAAACCAUGAAACAAACACGAACACUCAUGAAUAUGAAAGAUGUCACAAUUUGCUAUGGUUUGACUGAGGUUAGCCCUGUUAUCUGUCAGACUGAGAUGCACGACCCUGUAGAUCUGAGGGUAUCUACAGUUGGAAAGCCUGCUCCACACAAUGAGAUUAAGAUUAUUGAUCCUCAGUCCGGUGAGUUGAUGCCUUACAACACUCCUGGAGAACUGUGCAGUAGAGGGUACACCACCAUGGUGGGUUACUGGAAUGAUGAGGCCAAGACGAGAGAGGUCAUUGAUGAGACAAGAUGGUUCCAUUCUGGAGACUUGGCCACCAUGAAUGAAGAAGGAUACCUGACGAUUGUAGGUCGGAUUAAAGAUCUGGUUAUCAGAGGAGGCGAGAACCUCUAUCCUACAGAGAUCGAGCAGUUCCUCUACAAACAUCCAAAGAUUGAAGAUGUUCAGGUGAUUGGCGUACCGGAUGAAAGGAUGGGAGAAGAAUUGUGUGCUUGGAUCAGACUGAAAGCAGGACAAGAAGCCACGCCGGAGGAGAUCAAAGACUUCUGUAAAGGAAACAUCUCUCAUUUCAAGAUCCCUCGCUACAUUGAGUUUGUUGACGAGUUCCCGUUGACAGUGACUGGCAAGGUUCAGAAAUUCAAGAUGAGGCAGGCCAUGGAAGAAAAGAUGAAAAAGUAGGAUGAAAUCUUUUUCUUUCUUUCUUGUUCCAUUCUAUUGAUGAUUCCUAACAGUAAUGUGCAGUGGGUAAGACCUUUAAUAUCCAAAGAACAAAUUGUGAAUGAAGAAAUAAUAAUUAUUAUAAUUAUACUUGCUUAUAUAGCGCUUAACACUAACUUUGUCAGAAGUCUCUAAGCGCUCUACAGUAUAUGCAGCAUAAUUACCCUGGCUUUAGCAGUGCAGCUGUUACGCGCGCUGCGUUUCAAGGAAUAAAUUCCUGCCAGGUACCCAUUUACCUCACCUGGGUUGAGUGCAGCACCUUGCGGAUAAAUUUCUUGCUGAAGGAAAACACGCCAUGGCUGGGAUUCGAACCCACGACCCUCUGUUUGAAAGGCGAUAUUCAGAACCACUAGACCACGACGCACCCGCGUGAAACAUUUUUGUUUCUUUUCUUUUUCUCAUUUCAUUCUACCAAUGAAUGCCAACUCUUUUUUACAAAUCCUGAUGAAAAUCAUAUUUUUAGAUUUAAGAGUAUGAUGAAAUUUGUUUUGGUUCCAUGUUUCAUUCCACCGAUGAAUUCCGAUGGUAAUGUGCAUCUAGUAAUACAAAAUAUUGUAAAUCAAAAUGUGAGAUGAAAUUCUUUGUUUAUACAUGUAUUUUUAUUUUAUUCCACCGCUGUAUAAAUAAAAUAGUAGGACAAAUUUUUGUUUCUUUCUUGUUUCAUUCCACCUAUGAAUCCCAACUCUUAGGAGCAGAGCUUUUGCAGAAUCUAAUGAAACAUUUUUUUUUAUUAUUUAAAAGUAUGAGGAUCUUUUUUUCCCACCGAUGAAUUCCAAUGGUAAUAUGCAGUUUGUAAUCUAACUCCCAAAAAUGUAAGUCAAAACGUGAGAUGAAAUUUUUUGUUUAUUUUUUAUUUCAUUCCACCGAUGUAUCCCAGCAGUACUGUGCUGCUGCUAAGAACUGUAAUUUUAUCAUGAAAAAAAAGUAAUAUAAAUGAAACAGUAGGAAGAAAUCUGUUUGUUCUUGUUUUAUUUCACCAAUAUAUCCCAAUGGUUAGAACAGGGAUGUUAAUUCUUAUUUUUCAUUUUUUUUUUUGGGGGGGGGGCGGGCAAAAUUCUUUAAAUGGUGCUAUUCAUUCAUUUUGAUGGCUUAAGUUUUUAUUCAUGUGGAGGUUUUGAAAGUAUUGUUCCUAUGAGACCAGAGUAUGAUGACUAAUUCUUACAUGAUGAUGUAAUUAUUUAAUUGAAUUAUGACAUUUAUUUUAUUCAGUACUUUGCUCUUAUUCAGGGAGUAAUUUAUAAAACAAUGCGGUGAUAUUAUCGAAGUCUGGUGAUUUCCUUUUGUUUGACUUACAUUUUGUGAUGCUUAUUUGAUCUUUGACCUCAGUAGACCUGGAAAGAUCAAGGUGUUGAGUUCAAAAUAAUGUGUUAGUGAGUAAAUCGUUUGUUAACAAUGUUAAAGAGGAAUUUCGACUAAUUCUUACCUGUGCACCAAUAUGUAUAUUUUUUUUAAACAAAGAUGUAUAUAAUCAUAUUUUUAUGGUGCUUAUAUUAAUGUAUUGAUAAAGUAUGGAGAAAUUAAGUCCAUUGGUCAAUAAGAUUUUGAAAAUUAUGAAUUGUUUUUUAUGAUGUAUUUGUCUUCUAUUAUUAUCAUUCCUUGUGAUAAAUUGAAUCAUGUAUUUAAACUAUUGAAUGAAUGAUUUGAUGAAAUGAGAUAUAUCUUGAUUGAGUAAUUAAAAAAAAAAUUAAAUGAACAUUCAAGUUCAUAAAUGCAAAGAAUGUCAGAAGUGGUACUAUUCGAAACAAGAAAAAAAAGAAGAUGAAGCCCAAUUUAGGAUACCAAAAAGUUACAUGUGUGCAGAUUUGCAAAAAAAUCUAUUAUUCUUGCACAUUAGAAUCUGUCCUUCAUGUGAGUUUAUGAUACUGAUAUCGAAAUUCACACAGCAUAGAUUUGAACAAUCUCUAGAUUGUCAUUUACUUUCAUUUAAUCCUUUAGAUGUUCGAGGCUCGAAACAGGUCUCAUGAUUUUUAAACCAAAACAAAACAUUCUGUAUCGUGCUUAGUUUCAAAGCAAAAAAUGCAGUUUACUUCUUUUUGGCCAAUCUAUUGUCUGUUGCCCUCCCUCCUUUGGAUGGUAGGCCCAUUCACCUGACCCAGAUUCAGCACUACAGAGUACCACUUGGUCAUGUCUGUCAUGUGUAUUUUGUAUUGCUUUAAAGCAGGGGGCCGUUUCAUAAAGCUAUUCGUAAGUUAAGAGUGCCUUUAAGAAUGACUGGCGAUCCUUUUUUACAUGCUAAACCAUUGCCAUUGAUAUUACCAUAAGAAAGGAUCACCAUUCAUUCUUAAAGUCGCUCUUAACUUAAUACCAACAGCUUUAUGAAACACCCACCAGUUCUCCUGUACCUUGACAGGAUAAGACAUGUAUGGGGGGGUACCCUUUUAAUGUAUCUUUUUUCUCUCUAUACAUACUGUAUGUACUGAAUUUUUCUUGUCAUAAUAUUUUUUUACAGUCCUGCCCCCAGUAGGCCAUAUACAUGUACAUGUACAAGUAUUAUUUAGAAACAGGUAGAGCUUAUUUGCGUAUCAAACAUUUCCACCGUGUUAUAUAAAAAAAGAUAUCAACUUACAUAAUUAGAUAGUUACUACUAAAUUGUUAGUAGUAGAGCUUGUGAAAGUUGCUUUAUAUAGAUCUAACUUUGUUUGUUUGCCUUGUCCUUAAAACGCAACAACUAAUAUUUUAGUAGCUACAUGUAGGUGACCACUGUGCCAUAAUGUAUAAGUAGUGACCAUUGUGCUUUCAUUAGUCUUCAUGAAUAUGCCUGAACCUAUGUUAAAUAUGUGUGCCUUAUUACUCUCAGCCUAAAUGAAUUCAUAAAAUUCUAUAAUGAAUUAAAUUGUGCAUAACAGUGUAUUUUUCCGAAAUAGACAACUUUGUCAUGAUACAAAAAAAAAAGCAAUAAUCUAUUCUUUACGAUCGUGCAUAACAUUAACACCAUAAAGGUCACAGGCAAGCCAUGUACAAAUGGUUAGAAUCAGUUGUACACAGUCAUGGAAAACAAAAUGAUUUUUUAAAUAUAUUUACAUAAAAAAUAAUCAACUACAUGUAUGUACUUGUAACGAAAUUGGACAAUCGGUAAUCAAACGGGUCAGAACUAAUAGUGUAAUAAAUUAAGUUUCAUUUUCAGAAUGAGCAAAAGUCUCAAUUUGCAUCCUUCUUCAUCUCAAUAAAUUUAUAGAGGCUUUGAAUUGAAGAAUUAAUCACAGUGUAAAUAAUACGAUGUAUUAUAAGUUAAAAUGCAAAUUAUUAUAAGAUAAAUAUGAACACAGAGUGAAGAUAUAGGACAGAGAAAUGAGCUUUAUGGUUGUACAACAGAAAUGUGGUUGUAUUUGCACUCUGUAUGAUGAGCACUGUCAAAUUAAUGUAUAAUGAAAUGUACUUUGACUAUUAAACUUAAUUGAAAGAUAUUUUUGUCCUUAAAGCAAAACUGAUCAUGAGUGAAUUACCAUUAUGUGCUAAAUUGUGUGAUGAAUUAUCCAAAUGUUUCUAAGCAUCAAAAUGUGAUAUGUUGAUAACAAGUGGAACACAAAAGACAUCACCGCAGAUAUCAUGAGCGAUAUUGUGGCUCUAUUUAUUGAUAAAAGCUUUGAUUCUUUAUAGCAAGUUUGCUCUUAGCCAGUCAUGUGAUAUGAUGCCAGGAGCUUAUCACAGUAGCUUGCAACCUGCCAUUGAAAACAAGUUUUGUGAUACAGGGUCCUUGGUUGUGUUUAUGUGAUGUUAAUUGAUAUGCCAAAGUAGUACCAGGGCCCUGUCUUUCAGUGGAGUGUGACUGAUCCAACCAACCAACUACUGUACAUGUAUGCCAAGCCAGCAACACCAUCAUCAAGAAGGCAAUUAAUGUUUUCUACUUUACAUGUGUGACAAAGAAUGUAUAGACAAAGAAUUAUGUCCAUACUGGCUUUCCAUAGUUGAAAUUGAUUUGAUCAAUCACACUUCUUUAUAACAUGAGGCCCUGAAGUGACUUACCAUGCAGUAUAAUAUGUGUCUGAUCAAUUGUUUGAUUGGGUUUGCAAUAUAAUCUUGAUUAUGUUUACCAUACACUGUACGGACGAGGGGAUCUGAUGUUCAGACAUUCAAGCAGAUUGAAACAUUGUUUGCCCUGGAUUUUCUCGAAAAUUUGUAAAUUAAAUAGCAAAAAAUAA